AUGAGUUCCAAUGGAGCUGAACAGUUGAGAUUUGACCAAGGACGUCAGAUGAAUGCUGUGGCGGAAGACGGCGACAUGGAAGCGAUGCGGAAACAUUUUGAGGUCGCCAUGAAAGAGAGGACAGCAGCAGCGCUGGUUCUGGAGCCCAACAUCUUGGCCGCGGGCGAAGUUCCGUGCGAUGGGGAAAGCGAUGCGCCCACACAAGUUCCCAGCCUGCCGGACAUCAACAGCAAAGUGGCCGCCUCACUCUGGGGUUCCCCAGGGAAGAUGGAUCGCCACUACGACCGACUGUUGGCCCCAGUAAAGCUGAUCGCUGCUGAAGCGUUUGGCGCGACUUCAGAUUGGAAGUUCCGUGCUGGUGCCCCUCCGCGCAUGCCUCGCAUCGAGAAGCCGGAGCCUGCUCUGCCAGUCAUUCCGGUUCCUCCGCCCAAGAAGGUGAGCCGCUGGCACGCCCGCACUGCGCGGCCACGCUUGGCCAAGCAUCGAGAGCUCAAGGCGGAGGCUGCCAUGGUCCCGAGCAAGAAGCCUCGCGCACGCGCCAACAGCACAGCAGCUGAGGCUGCAUUUAUCACGGAGGUCUUGGGUGCGGAUCGCGUGGUGGUCCGUGGGGAUGACAUCGACAAGGAGAUCCAAGGGCGGAACGAAGAGCUGGCGGAGUUCGCGAAGCAUCGCCUGGAUAGUCGAUUGCACGCCACGCAGACCAGCCGUAGAAAGGCCGUGCAAUGGCGGCACCAACAGAUCGAGAGGGAGACCCUCUUCCGGACGCGCUGCCGGGCUUCGAUCAUCGUGCAUCAACCGAAGCAGGUGGAAGAUGCGCCGCAAAGCAAGCUGAUGGAGAGCAAGAAAAGUGUGGUGGGCAUGGCGUUGAUCUUGAAGGGCAUCUCCUGUGACACCGGGGCCUUGAACGUGACCUUCUGCCCCCUGAUGGACAAUCCCAGCGAGAACGAGCUCUCAGAAGAUGAGGAGAGUCAUGUGGUUGAGCCAGUGCCAACGCCCAAAGAGAAAGAAGAGUUCAUGAAGAGGGAGGUGUCUGGAGAGGACAAGCGUUUUUCGAAAGGCGGAUCCUUCCUGAAGCGCGCGGAGAAAGAGGAGGGCCUGGACCUGGGAGGUUUGAAGACGGAGAUUCAGAAGAUCAAGGAUGCACCAUCCUUGUUCCGUGACCACAAGGCCAUGGUGAAUGACCGCAGGCGGAAACGCGAGCUGAACAAGAAACUCCGGAAAGUGAGGCGGAGAUAUCAGGACAAGGUGACUGCUGCCACCAAACCCAAAGGCGCUGUAGAGGAAGAGGAUCGUAGUCAGUCACUGAAACGCUCUAUGACUUUGGAAGGCAUACCAAGUGCCAGCAAGCUAUAUUUGUCCUCAGUCUCUUCUGUCGAUGAGAAAGUCUACCGGGACAUCUUGCGACGCUACACCGAUACAGAUGCCAUUGAUCAGUCCGACCUGCGGCACUUCUUGGAAGGUGUCGGCUUCAAACCACGGUCCAAAGCUGAACGCGAACUCAUGAACCAUUUGCUUCGAAACUUGGACUCUCUAGACAUCGGCUUCGAUGUGCUCUUCAAGGAGAUCAUCCCCUCGAUCCGCCUGGGCUUCGCGGAGAUUCGUUCCGCCGAGCUCAGCAAGAGAUUUCAUGCGGCCGAUGCGGACAAGAGUGGCACACUGUCCCUCAGCGAGCUGCUCUCCAUCUUGCGCUGGUCGGGCUACUUCCCCAAGAUGCAGCACGUGAUUCAGGUGGUCAGCGAAGUCGUCCCAGAGCUAGCCGAGAGUUUUAAUACGUCCUCGUAUCACAGUGUGCUGGAGAAAGACAUUUUGGCACCAGCGCAGGUUCAUAUCCUCGCGCCUUUGUUGGAAGAGCGCUCCGAUAGUGAAUACAUCCAGAGAAGAAUCGAAAUUGCCGACGCAAUGGACUUGGACGACUACACGCAACAGCUACGGGGCCAGUCCUUGGUCGACUUGUAUGACGUGUUCCUGCGACGAGCCAAGCAUGACUUGUUGCCCUUCCAUUCUUUAUUACACUUGGCCGUUGAUUGCGGUUUGGUUCAACACCGCGGUCCGGGCUUCACCGAAAAGCUUCGUUCCAUCGCAGCAGAUGAGGUGAGCUUGCAGUUGGUGGAUCAAGGCUACGACUUCCAUGACAGCACCGCUGUGGAUAGGGCACACUUCGAUUUCCGGCAGGUGCUUCGCAUCAUGACUCAGAUCAGAGAGAUUGAAAAUGAGUUGAUUGCGGAUGUCUUCGCUGCCACGGACUCGGAUUGCACCAACGGACUCAGCGUCGAGGAAUGCAUGGAUUGCCUUGAAAGUUGCGGCAUUCGCGCCACGGGGAAACAGAUGCAAGAAAUCAUCCCAAAGUUGGUCGAGGAAUUCGACGAAGAUGGCUCGGGGGAAUUGGACUUGGACGAAUAUCUGGAGUUUGCCAAGUUUGUGGCCGAUCGCAUCCGCAAAAUGCAACACGUCGGACGCAUGGAGACCGCAGGGAAGCUCGGCUAUACGGACGACGAGUACAUUCGGCUUUGGGAUGCCUUCGUGGCAAUGGACCACAACAUGGAUGGCAUGUUAGAGGAAGAGGAACUGCUGCAAGCUGUUUGGGCUUCCAGACCAGAGGUGAGUAUCGAUGCCAACGACAUUCGUGCCAUUUUGAAGGAUCAGGGCAUUGGCUAUUGGAAACAGGAAAUCAAGCUUUCCAUGAACGACUACUUGCUGAUCGUGAAGGACGUUGAGAGGCUGCACCUCUGGCGAAGCCUAGGAGAAGCUUCUAACAUCGAAAAGGAGUCCGUGGAGUCCUUCAUUGGUUUCUGGCGACAGCUGAGUCGGAAUAAGGAAGACACGGUGACGGCCAAGGAAUUGACCAAGGCCGUGAAGACUCUUCCAGGUGGAGCCGUGAAGAUGGCGCGCGUCCGCACGCUGCAACAGGUGGGGAUCGAAGCGAUCGACUUCUCCCAUUUUCUGCAGGUCAUGAAGGUGAGGGGUUCUGAGUUAGGAGACGGCGACUUUCUGCCAGACAGCGACUACAGCCCACCGGGACCCUUGAGCCCUCACGAGCAUAUGAUUUCUCCAAGCAAAAGUUCGAAUCCUGCCGGCGGUGGUAGUAGCACAAUGAGUGCCAAUGUGGGUCGUAUCAAGCGAGGUGAGCGGCAAAUCUUCGAAGACGAUCCUUGA
Cladocopium goreaui is the source of this 3153-nucleotide messenger RNA. Lineage: Eukaryota; Dinophyceae; Suessiales; Symbiodiniaceae. The record is from the annotation of a GenBank genome assembly.